Messenger RNA from Scomber scombrus (Atlantic mackerel), 2341 nucleotides. RefSeq names its product E3 ubiquitin-protein ligase TRIM21. The record is from RefSeq and is a predicted model, not a curated record. Gene Ontology annotation, molecular function: zinc ion binding; protein binding. Lineage: Eukaryota; Metazoa; Chordata; Actinopteri; Scombriformes; Scombridae. The transcript is spliced from 3 exons. Bases 4 to 2061 code for a protein of 685 amino acids.
GAUAUGUCUGCUGUCAGCUGUCUGAGAUCUGAAGAUCAGUUUCUGUGCUCCAUCUGUCUGGAUGUGUUCACUGAUCCAGUCAGCACACCAUGUGGACACAACUUCUGCAAAAACUGCAUCAAUGAACACUGGAACAGUAAUGACCAGUACCUGUGUCCAAUGUGUAAAGAGAACUUCAACACAAGACCGGACAUGAAGGUCAACACUUUCAUCUCUGAGAUGGUUUCUCAGUUCAGACAGGAAGCUCAACAGAAAGCCAGCAGCAGCAGCUCAGAGCAACAAGUUGCCAAACCAGGAGAAGUUCCCUGUGACGUCUGUACUGGAACCAAACUGAAGGCCCUGAAGUCUUGUCUGGUGUGUCUGACCUCCUACUGUGAGACUCACCUGGAGCCUCAUCUGAAAGCUUCAGGUCUGAAAAGACAUCAGCUGAUGGACCCUGUGGAGAACCUGGAAGACAGGAUGUGUAUGAAGCACGAUAAACCUCUGGAGCUGUUCUGUAAGACCGACCAGACAUGUGUCUGCAUGCUCUGCUCUGUUUUAGACCACAAGACACAUGAGUUUGUUCCUCUGAAAGAAGAAUAUGAAGGAAAGAAGGCAGAGCUGGGGAAGACAGAGGCUGAAAUUCAGGAGAUGAUCCAGAAGAAACGAUUAAAGAUUCAAGAGAUGAAACACUCAGUUGACCUCAGUAAGGAAGCUGCAGACAGAGAGAAAGCAGAAGGUGUUCAGGUCUUCGCCGCUCUGAAGGAGUCUGUUGAGAGAAGCCUGAAUGAGCUCAUUGAGACGAUUGAAGAGAAGCAAAGAACAACAGAGAAACAGGCUGAAGACUUCAUCAAAGAGCUGGAACAGGAAAUCUCUGAGCUGAACAAGAGAAGCUCUGAGGUGGAGAAGCUCUCACACUCUGAAGACCACCUCCACGUCCUCCAAAACUUCCCGUCCCUGAAAGCUGCUCCACCCACCAAAGACUGGACAGAGGUCAGCGUCCGUCCAUCAUCAUAUGAGGGGACUGUGGUGAAAGCUGUGGCUCAGCUGGAGGAGACGCUCAGUAAACAGAUGAAGAAGUUGUUUGCUGAGUUGAAGAGGGUCCAGCAGUAUGCAGUGGAUGUGACUCUUGAUCCUGAUACAGUACAUCCUAAUCUCAUCCUGUCUGAUGAUGGGAAACAAGUAAAUCAUGGUGAUGUGAAGAAGAAUCUCCCAAACAACCCAGAGAGAUUUUCUUAUUGUGUUUUUGUGUUAGGAAAGCAGAGUUUCUCUUCAGGCAGAUUUUACUUUGAGGUUCAGGUUAAAGGGAAGACUAAAUGGAAUUUAGGAGUGGCCAGAGAGUCGAUCAACAGGAAGGGAGACAUCACAUUGAGACCUCAGGAUUGUUACUGGACUAUAUGGUUGAGAAAUGGAAAUAAGUACAGUGCACGUAAUAGUCCUCCAAUCCGUCUCUCUCUGAAGUCUCCUCCUCAGAAGGUGGGGGUGUUUGUGGAUUAUGAGGAGGGUCUGGUCUCCUUUUAUGACGUAGAUGCUGCAGCUCUUAUCUACUCCUUUACUGGCUGCUCCUUCACUGAGAAACUCUACCCAUUCUUCUGUCCCUGUAAUAAUGACGGUGGUAUAAACUCCGCCCCUCUGAUCAUCUGUCCUGUCAAUCAAAAUGAUGAUGAUGAUGAUGAUGAUGAUUAUGAUUAUGAUGAAGCCAACCCCCACAACUUUGCUGAAGCUCUUCCGGAGGAGAUGAGCGUGAAGAUCUUCGGGGAGCUGGACGCUGAAAGUCUUUGCAGCGCAUCGCGGACCUGCAAGCUGUGGCACUACAUCAUCGAGGAGAGCGAGCAGCUGUGGAGGAGCCAGUGUCUGCUGGUCCGAGGCGUCUGUCAGAGAGAAGUGGACCGAGACAGGGGAGACGGCCUGUCCUGGAAGGUGACGUUAGUGAGGAACUACAGUCGCAGCUGUGUGAAGAGAGACUGGCUGAGAGGACGAUACAGCCACGUGAGCUCAGCUGAGGAGCUGAUGGGCAGGAAGAUGGUGCCGCUGGACGCAGAGACCUGGGGCGAGAUCCUGCAGGCCGAGCUCGACAGAUGACCCACUGGAUUUUAUUUAAAGCACCUCGAGCACUUCUCACUCUCUCAUUUUUAACUCUAAUGUAUAUAAAUAUAUUUUAUACUUGUGUGUGUUUAAUGAUAACACAAAUAAUUGUACAUAUUUUUUUAAUCUUUUUAAAGAAAAUAAUGAUGGAUAAUGGUGAAAUGAAGCAAACGGAAUCAUUACUGGCUGAAUUUAGUCAUUUCAAAUAGUGAAAGAAGUCAAAGACAGAGCUGUGAUGUGAAUAUGGCUGAGAUGCAAUAAAUCACAUAUUUGAGAA